AUGGCAGAGACAAAGCACAGAGACUAUCUUGCUGCGAAGAUCCUCGUUGAGAACCAGCCUGUCACAUACAAGCUACUCUCGAGAGCACUGCAAAUCAACGUCAGUGUCGCUAAAUGGAUGCUCUUCGACUUCCACCAGAACCAGAAUGCGAAGAGGGCGAACUCCAUCCACGCAACGUACCUCAUCUCCGGCACAAAGCGGCCUAUUGACGACACAAACGGCACGAACGACCGAAAAAGCGAAGAUGUUAGCAUGCGCAGCUCUCCCUUCAUGAGCUCCAUGCCCGAGCAAGAGGAACGAGAAGAAAAAGAAGUGCCUAUCAAGAAGUCUACCAUCUUGCUGGUACGAGAGGAGGAGUUUGCGAAGACCCGCGCUGAGUUCUCUGAGGAAGCCUCUAUUCACAUCUACAGCCUGGGGCCCGGACCACUUGAGAAUCUAAACAUACUUGCAUCGUGCAAUCGCGAAGUGAUUGCAAAGCACGCGGACAAGGACCCAUUGGAGCGAUGGCGAGCAUAUGGAUCUAUACACAAUCCACACAUAAAGCGAAGGACGGCUAAAUAUGCACCCCCACCUGCUGCCGCUACUUCGGCCAAAGCAGCCGCAAAGCCUACUGCAAAGCCACCCGUGGCUGCCCAGCUGAGGAAAGAAGUUUCGACAUCCUCACGUAGAGGUAGCGCUUCUGAGGACAACACAUCUGCACGAUCAACACCGCAGCCAGUCGCAGCUCCCAGUACUCUGAAAAGGUCAGAUUCUACUAAGUCUACGGGCACGAGAAACAAGACUGCUGGAGAUAUCUUCAAAUCUUUCGCGAAGGCAAAGGCAAAACCGAAAGAAGCCGCGAAGCCAAACGAAUCAACGCAUGCGCCAGUUGAGGAUGAUCUCAUGCAAGGCAUGUCAGAAGACGAAGGGGAGGAGGAGGAGCCUGAGAUUCAGAUAGAUAUCGCAAAGAUCGAAGCCGCAAAGAAGGCUCGUGAUGAGCGUGCCGAGAAACUGAAAAAGAUGAUGGACGAUGACGAUGAGGAUAUGCCCGACGCUGGCAGUAUAGAAGAGAAGCCGUCUGCAGCACCACCGCCUGAAAAGGCCGAGACGCCCAAAGACGAUGAGGAGCCGAUCGUCAUGGUAGAAAACGGUCGCAGAAGAGGCAAGAGACGUGUCACGAAGAAGAAGACUGUCAAGGACGAAGAAGGGUAUCUUGUCACCAAAGAGGAGGCAGUAUGGGAGUCCUUCUCAGAAGAUGAGCCUGCACCUAAGCGAGCGAAACCAGCACCCAAGCCGGUAGCAGCAGCGAAGGGAAAACCUGCUGGCAAGAAAGGACAAGGAAGCAUUGCUAGUUUCUUCAAGAAAGCAUAA
This is a messenger RNA of Boeremia exigua, 1350 nucleotides long. Its product is annotated as DNA polymerase subunit Cdc27. Gene Ontology annotation, cellular component: nucleus; delta DNA polymerase complex. The record is from RefSeq and is a predicted model, not a curated record. Gene Ontology annotation, molecular function: DNA-directed DNA polymerase activity. The transcript has 9 exons. Lineage: Eukaryota; Fungi; Ascomycota; Dothideomycetes; Pleosporales; Didymellaceae. The coding region runs from base 1 to 1350 and encodes 449 amino acids. Gene Ontology annotation, biological process: DNA strand elongation involved in DNA replication; nucleotide-excision repair, DNA gap filling; DNA replication.